CGGCUCACUACCAUCGAGCAAAAGCUCGUCAAGUCCUUGACUUACAAGAAACUGCUGCUGAYAAACAGUACAUAAACCUCGCUUUUCUCCUCGAAUAUGGACACCUAUGCAGCUUUGGUUGUCCCAGGUGUUCUCACAAUUCUAGUUGUAGUCCUGACUUGGAUUUAUAUGCGGAAUGCGUCUCGUUUAGCGAGUGAAAGUUUGGCUACAGAAAUGACUUCCUCAAUGAAAAGGAAUGACAAGAACCGAGACGAAGAAAAAGAAGAACUCGAAAUUUCACAGGAAAAUGACCAAGACUCACUAAGUGAUGAAAAUCUUCGAGAAGAACUAGAGAAAUACAUGAUCAAACCUGGUGAAAUACAAGAUGUCUCACUGCCCAUACCACUGGACAAUGAGACUAUCCAACAUGAAAUGAAGGAAAAAGGAUUUGAAAAUAUACAGACAUAUUACAAGACAUCAAAACUACAGAUAAAAGAGAUGGAAGACAUGUUGACCAGACAAGAAAGGGAGCUAGAGAGAGAAGCACAAAGAAAACAACUGGAAGAAAUCUUUAAGCUGAUGGCUAGCGAGAAAGAGAAAUUUGGUGUUGACUCAAUGGACCAAGUUGAAGACCAAAUGAAACUCUAUGUACAGUAGCAUAUCCUGAUAUUCUAUAGCCAUCUAGAGUCAGACGUUCAUAACCAGCUGUAAGUUAAGCUUGAUAGUUUGCUGAAUCAACUCAGCAGCAUUCAUCAUCGUUUCUGCAUGGUUCUUAAUAUAUUUGAUUAUUAGCUGGCAAAAGAUGUUGUGUCGUUUCAGUUUCUUUUGCCAUGUAAGUUUGAAUUAUAUACGACUACCACUACACUCAGUUGAAAACAAGGUGCAUUUUGGUAUAGCUUGAGUAAAAGAUAUACAUCACAAUGCAGGAGGCCUUUCCCAAGGUACAUCUUAGUGCACAUUUCCGAUUACAAACUAAGGUGUUAAUGGAUGAUUAGAGCUAUUCCGAGGUUGAGGAAAAAAACUGGGUCAAGUUGGCAUUGCAGUGUAUUGUAGGACGGUUUUAUUAGGGGACGAGACAGAUGCCAUCUUAAAAAUACAGGUAUGUCCCAUAAAACAGUCUCACAAUGCACUGCAUUGCCAACAURAUCCAUUUCCUGGACCUGGAAACAGAUAAUAUAAUGUACUGCACUUUUGCAGCACUUUGUUUCMAAAUUCAAAACACUCCAUAGAGCAUUUUUCUUAUGAUUGCGGAAGCUUGUUGUUGUAURCUUUCCUUGAUGGGCUGAUUUUUUUUUAUUGGUUUGGCAGUGCAUAUGACCUUUGCUUGACCAUAUCUGUGCAAUGCUGUGCUUUGGGUAUUUGAUUAGAUGUAGAGUAAAUAAUUAUGCAAUGUGAUUGGUCUGGCAUAUGCGCACCUUGCCAUGUCAAGACCCUGUUUGUGCCUCAAGCUUUUCACAGUAAUAUGAAAAUUGCUCUACUGACUGACCUUAUGUUUGUAUUGCUGCUAAACAUUAACAGUAAUACUAUAAUAGUUGAGUAAUAGUUAUAAAUAUUGUUUAUAAAUAGUUCAUUAGCUACAACAAUUUUUGUUAAAUUAUUUUUGACUGUGCAAAUCCUUCUUGUAAAGUUUUCAUAGAUAAGGGAUGACUUCAAAGCAGUGGUUCAGUAGGGACUUAUUUCUAUAUGUUUAUUCAUUGGGUAGUGGAAUUACAUAGUCCCUCACCCCAUACAUUUGCAAAAAGACUAGAUACAUGACUUCAUACUAGGUGUCUGUAGUAACUUGAUGUCUUAAGUAACUGGGUGUCUAUAAAAACUCCUUGUUUUGUGCAGCUGGGUGUCUGUAGCAGCUGUUUGUCUGUAGUGAGUGACUCAGUGGGUAGAUUCCUGUAGUGACUGGGUGUCUGUAGCAGCUGUAUGUCUGUAGUGAGUGUCUCAGUGGGUAGAUUCCUGUAGUGACAGGGUGUCUUUAUCAGCUGUUAUGUCUGUAGAGUGUCUUAGUGGAAAGAUUCCUGUAGUAACCGGGUGUCUGUAGCAGCUGUACAUGUCUCUAGUGGGUGACUCAGUGGGUAGAUUCCUGUAGUGACUGGGUGUCUGUGGCAGGUGGGUGUCUGUAAUAUUCAGGGCUUGCCAUCCAGCACAUUUCUACAUACAAAUGACCUUGUCCCAAAUGUUUUUAUUAACUUCAUCUUGUUAUUUUAUUAGCUGUAUGAUUGCUUAGUAAUACAGUAUUUGUUUGAACAGGAAAAGUGGUCCACUCCUGCCAAGAAAAGAUUAAAAGGAUUAAAAGGAUUAAAAAAAAAAAAUAGAAAAGAAAAAAAGGAAAAGAAAGAAAGAAAGAAAGGAGAUAGAAAAUAGAAUGAAAGUAACAAGAAAGAAGAAGAAAGAUAGGAGAGACAGCAGAUUAUUGCCUAUAUUUUGUUCUCACUCAAAAUGCCACCUAUUGAGAUGAACUUUUCAUUUAUUAAGACAGUGAUAUGUUAAUAAAAAAAGAUAUUUUAAAAAUUAUUUAAAUUAUCUUAAUGACUUUAUUUGAAAGAUUCACUUUUAAUUGUAAAAAGGAAGAGAUCACAAAGGAUGGGUCUCUCUAAAAGAUUAAGAACAUUAUUAUAACCAUUAAGAGCUGUUAAUAUUUAAUUCAUUAUAUUCUCAUUUGUUAUUAAAAAUUGCUCCAUUAGAGUUCA
Molecule: messenger RNA, 2660 nt
Organism: Actinia tenebrosa (Australian red waratah sea anemone)
Lineage: Eukaryota; Metazoa; Cnidaria; Anthozoa; Actiniaria; Actiniidae
Source: RefSeq, a predicted model, not a curated record